Oppia nitens is the source of this 1944-nucleotide messenger RNA. RefSeq names its product protein white-like. NCBI's taxonomy places the organism in Eukaryota, Metazoa, Arthropoda, Arachnida, Sarcoptiformes, Oppiidae. The transcript is spliced from 10 exons. Gene Ontology annotation, molecular function: ATP binding; ABC-type transporter activity; ATP hydrolysis activity. Gene Ontology annotation, biological process: transmembrane transport. Gene Ontology annotation, cellular component: plasma membrane. The record is from RefSeq and is a predicted model, not a curated record. The coding region runs from base 43 to 1944 and encodes 633 amino acids.
AAUAAAGUUUAUGACACAAAUAGUUAUCAUUUGAAUAUUGAUAUGAAUCCAUAUGAUAACAACAACAAUAACAAAUUGAAUACCGAAUAUCUUAAUGCUACCGGUGCUUCACUGUCAUGGCAUAAUAUAGAUGUGUUCAGUAAAGGCGAGGGUACAGUCAUACCGUUUCUCAAGAAAAACAACAAAGAAGCGGUUCAUAUACUCAAAAAUGUAAGUGGUCAGGCAAAACCGGGACACUUGAUGGCCAUAAUGGGAUCGAGCGGUGCGGGUAAGACAACACUGAUGAAUGUGUUGACCCAACGAAACAUAUCCAGUGUUAAGAUUGACGGUUCGGUUAAAUUGAAUGGCAAAGCGAUCGAUAUGAAUACCAUUAAACAAGUGUCGGCUUAUGUACAACAAGAGGAUCUGUUUAUUGGAACACUGACCGUUAGGGAACACCUAAAAUUUCAGGCCCGGCUCCGAAUGGAUCCACUGUUAUCGGCCACCGAUCGGGAAGAUAAGGUCCAGAAAGUGGCAUUAGAGUUAGGGCUUAUAAAAUGUAUUGAUGCAACUAUUGGUACCCCUGAAACCAAAAAGGGUAUAUCCGGUGGUGAGAAAAAACGAUUGGCAUUUGCAUCGGAGCUAUUAACUGAUCCGUCGAUUAUGUUUUGCGACGAACCGACCUCCGGAUUGGACUCGUUUAUGACACUAAAUGUUGUCGAAGUAUUACGCAAUAUGGCUGCCAAUGGUAAGACAAUUAUAUGUACAAUACAUCAGCCGUCAUCCGAGGCGUUUGCACUGUUCAAUCAGUUACUACUUAUGGCUGACGGACGGGUAGCCUAUUUGGGAAAAGCAGAAACUGCGCUUGAUUACUUUUCCAAAUUGGGACUUAACUGUCCAAAUAACUAUAAUCCGGCUGAUUUUUAUAUCAAACAGUUAGCUGUUAUACCGGGUGAGGAAAAACAAUCCAAAAUGAAAGCAAAUGAAAUUUGCAACAAAUUUGCCGAUAGUAAUUAUGCACAAUUAUCGAUGCCAUCCGAUACACAUAACAAUAAAUCAAGCAAUAGUAACCCUAAUUUCGGUAGCCGACUACUGGCCACACAAUACAAAACCAAUUGGUUUAUACAGUUUGGGCAACUGUUGUGGCGAUCAACGACCACAACAUUCAGGGAUCAACUAUUGACGCGUAUACUUAUAGCACAGGCAGCUAUUAUUGCCAUAAUAUUUGGUUUAAUUUAUUUACAAUUGGAUCUGGAUCAAGUAGGCAUUACCAAUAUUAACGGUGCAUUGUACCUGUUGCUUAUGAACAUGAAUUUGACCAGUUUGUUUGGUGUAGUCAAUACAUUUUGUGCGGAAAUACCUAUAUUUCAUAGGGAUCAUGAAAACGGUAUCUAUAGGGUUAGCUCAUAUUUUUUGGCCAAAAUGAUAGCCGAGUUACCCACUUAUAUAUUCAUACCGUCCCUAUUUGUCUGUAUAUUUUAUUUUAUGGUUGGCCUCAACAGUAAUGUCGGUGCAUUUUUCUACUGUCUGCUAAUAUGCAUACUCAUAGCUAACAGUGCAACCAGUUUUGGUUAUUUGAUAUCGUGUUUAAGCAAAAACGUAACAAUGGCACUGACCAUUGCACCGGCAAUUUUGAUGCCUCUAAUGAUAUUUGGCGGAUUUUUUCUAAACAAUGACUCAAUACCUGAUUAUUUUAUCUGGAUAAAAUAUAUAUCGUGGUUCUAUUAUGGCAAUGAGGCACUGGUUAUCAAUCAAUGGCUGGACAUUACUAGUAUUCCCUGUCCCGGACAACAGUCGGCCAACAGUACGGUAAUCACGUGUAUACCCGACGGCCGAUCGGUAAUCAAAAUGCUUAACUUUGAUGUCGACAAUUUUGGUCGCGAUCUAUGGAUUUUAGUGGCCAUUAUUGUUUUGCUAAGAUUAUUGGCAUACAUUGUACUGUGGAUUAAAUCGCUGAGACAAUAG